AUGAAAUCAGAAAAAAGAGGGUUUAGAAAUGAAGUUUUGAACUUUGUAGUUCAAAGAUUAGAGUCAAACUAUUGGAUCCAACGGCGUCAAUUUUUUGUUGACAAUUCUCGUGAUCCGAACAGUGCUUUGGCUUGUGUUGUUGAGUACCGUUUGUACGGAACACAUCAACGGCCAUCGCACCAUAUCCCUCUGAAACAGAAACUCAACCGUUCACAAAACACGCACAAUCAGCGUGAAGCCGAAGACGUCGUCGUUUUAAGACUCGAGUUGCCGUAG
Sphenostylis stenocarpa is the source of this 276-nucleotide messenger RNA. The record is from the annotation of a GenBank genome assembly. Lineage: Eukaryota; Viridiplantae; Streptophyta; Magnoliopsida; Fabales; Fabaceae.